UGCUUUUUUUUUGCAAAAGAGACCCCACAGUUACUUCGCAUCACGUUCUGCUCUGCCUUUUUCCUUCCUUACCCACGCCGCGUGCGCCACCGUCGCGUCCCAGCACUACCGUCCACCCGAACGGCGGAGACGAGGCGAUGCCAUCGGAGGCGGGCGCGGGGGACGAGGAGUUGGAAUCGCUGCUCCGAAACUUCCACCGCGUCUCCCAGGAAUAGGAUAGUCCAUCAGGCAGGAGAAAUUGCAUAAUCUCUGCUCGGAUGCUCAAGCUUUUUUCGAAGAAAAAUGGGUAUAAAGAUGCACUUAUGGAGGUCCAGGCUUUAAGAGUGAACUACAGUACUGAAUCCAAGAAGCGAGAAGUCCUUGAGUCACGUAUUACAGAUCUGCAGAGAGAUAAUGAACGAUUAAGAAGACUGUACACUGAAACUUUGUUCAAGUUCACCAACCAGGUGAAAUUUCACGCAGAAUCUCAAAGCCUGAAGGAAGAACUGGAAAAGGCAAAUAGCAGAUUGCUAUCCAUGGAAGAGUAUCAUAAGAAGGAAAUCGAGCAGCUUAAGCACAGCAAUGAAAUGAACAGCAAUGCGCUGGAGAGUGAGCUCAGCCGUGCUCUUGUUCAGCAAGCAACAGAUGAAGCUGCGAUGAAGCAACUGAAGUUGGAGCUGAGUGCUCAUAGAGCUCACAUUGACAUGUUAAGUAGCAGGUUGGAGCAGGUUACUGCUGAUGUGCAUUCGCAGUAUAAAAAUGAGAUCCAGGAUUUGAGGGAUGUAAUUGCUGUUGAACAGGAGGAGAAAAAGGGCAUGCUCAGGAAGCUUCAGAAUGCAGAAAAUGAGUUGAGGAUUAUGAGGAUGAAACAGGCAGAGCAGCAUAGGGAUUCCGUCUCCGUCCAGCACGUAGAAACGCUGAAGCAGAAGGUCAUGAAGCUCCGGAAGGAGAACGAGUCCCUGAAGAGGAGGCUGGCGAGCUCUGAACUGGACUGCUCAUGAAAAGUGAAAACUGGGGCCGCUCGCGCAGCACAGGAGUCAGCACCGUAGUUUUUGUCCCGAUGUGCAUACCAUCAUACUAAAAGAUGUCAGACUUAGGCAGCUAGACUGCUGAGAUGCAUGCACGGAACAAAAGUAUGAAUACCAUGCAGCGUUCUUGUUUUCUUUUCCAUUUUUGUAGCCUAUGGAUGAACGUACAUCGUCUCACUGUUUCAUAGUUCAUAUUGUAAUGUUCACAGAAUUUGUUGUUGUUGUGUUUUCCUAUCAUUUUUCUUAUAUAAAAACUGGUAGUGCUCUUUGCAGAGGAUCA
Messenger RNA from Phragmites australis (common reed), 1287 nucleotides. RefSeq names its product protein At-4/1-like. The transcript is spliced from 9 exons. Bases 258 to 980 code for a protein of 240 amino acids. Lineage: Eukaryota; Viridiplantae; Streptophyta; Magnoliopsida; Poales; Poaceae. The record is from RefSeq and is a predicted model, not a curated record.